CCAUGGUUGAUUCAGUCGACUAGUCAAAAGGUUUCUACAGGAAUUUUGACCCAAAAGACCGUAUAUAUCGUACAUCAAGUGUCCAUUUUCGAUUUUGUGCCUCGCCAACGCAUCUUCAAACGAUUCGUCCUGAUCUACCAGGGAUUAUGGCGUUGAGGCUUCGAAAUAUGCUUUUAUGGCUGCGGAGAACAGACGGAAUGCUGCAAAUGCAUCGUCGGUGGACUUGUUUUCCUCAUGCCUGUCAUCCAGUCUAUGGGUCUCAUGCUCAAAAGGACGCGCCACAGGGACAUCUUCGAUUCGGCGAACGGGUAGCCAACCCCGGCCGUCGUUUAGGUCGAAUGCAAAGUCAGACCACUCUGAACUUCAUACGUGACGAUACAGCUCCUCGAUUCGUAUCAUCCCACGAGUCUUCUUCCACUCCGCUGCGAUGUUCUCCGUUCAUUCCAGAUGAGCACGGUAGUGCAUGGGCUGAGAUAUAUAGUGAUACAUAAAAAUCAAGAUAUAAUACAAAACGGACAAUGACAGAGGAACCUAUGCGUCGCACGAUAGUCCAUCCCGCAAUCUUCACCGUCGGGCGCGUGUCACCUGUGGCAGCGUCGGACCUCUAGUCUGUGGAUC
Molecule: messenger RNA, 618 nt
Organism: Laetiporus sulphureus 93-53
Lineage: Eukaryota; Fungi; Basidiomycota; Agaricomycetes; Polyporales; Laetiporaceae
Exons: 4
Coding region: 147-491 (114 amino acids)
Source: RefSeq, a predicted model, not a curated record